Molecule: messenger RNA, 2180 nt
Organism: Tripterygium wilfordii
Lineage: Eukaryota; Viridiplantae; Streptophyta; Magnoliopsida; Celastrales; Celastraceae
Product: reticuline oxidase-like
Exons: 1
Coding region: 368-2005 (545 amino acids)
Molecular function (GO): oxidoreductase activity; FAD binding
Source: RefSeq, a predicted model, not a curated record
GGCCAGCUAGCUCUCUCAACCCAACUUCUUUGAUAUAGGGCAACCUGUUCUGGGAUUUUUUUACACCGACCUUUUAAAGCAGCAAUAUGAGGCCGCCAUGUAAAUAUAAAGCUUUAUAUCUGCGAAACUUGAAAUAUUUAUUAACAAAUGGCCGGCCAAGAAUUUUAUCCACAUCUUUGUCUUCAAGGAAUCCAAUGAUUCUCCACUUUUCCUAAUAAAUUCUAUUUCUAUCUCAGCUUCUCCAUGAUGCGUGGCCGGCCAAGAAUUUUAUCCACGUCUUUGUCUUCAAGGUAUCCAAUGAUUCUCCACUUUUCCUAAUAAAUUCUAUUUCUAUCUCAGCUUCUCCAUCUUAAGAGCAAGCCCAACCAUGGUUUACUUCUUUCUCAGAAAUGUUAAUAUGUUACUCUUAGUCCUGUUGAUGUUCUUGGUUGCUGCUUCUCUGCGUGCACCCACUGACCAAAUUUCGUCUUGUUUAACUCUUCAUAAUGCAAAGAACUUCACUACAUUUCCUACAGCGGAAAAUGAGUCCAGAGCUUAUUACAUGCUUCUUAAUUUUUCCAUCCAGAAUCUUCGAUUUGUCGAUCCAAUAGUGCCUAAACCAAUAGCCAUUAUAGUGCCAGAGAGUGUGGAGCAGCUGUUGAAUAGUGUACUUUGUUGCAGGAAAGCAUUGUUGGAGAUUAGGGUAAGGAGCGGUGGACACAGCUAUGAAGGGACUUCAUUUGUAGGCAGUGAUGGGGCUCCUUUUGCUAUCAUCGACAUGAUGGCUUUGAACAGUGUUUCAGUAGAUUUGGAGAAGGAAAUGGCAUGGGUUGAAGGGGGUGCUACACUUGGUGAGACCUACUCCGCAAUUGCCGAGGCAAGUGGCAUACAUGGGUUCUCGGCUGGAUCAUGUCCAACUGUUGGUGUUGGUGGGCACAUUGGCGGAGGUGGCUUUGGUUUAUUGUCAAGGAAAUAUGGACUUGCAGCUGAUAAUGUUAUCGAUGCACUUCUUGUUGAUGCAAAUGGAAGGUUACUAGAUAGGAAAGCCAUGGGAGAAGAUGUGUUUUGGGCAAUCAGAGGGGGUGGGGGAGGUCUCUGGGGCAUCGUUUAUGCCUGGAAGAUCCAAUUGCUGAGAGUGCCAGAAAUCGUAACCGGCUUCAUCAUCUCUAGGCCUGGUACAAAACGAUAUGUAGCCAGUUUAGUAAACAAAUGGCAGCAGGUUGCACCCAAAUUGCAAGAUAAUUUCUACUUGUCAUGCUUUGUGGGUGCUGGUCUACCAGAAGCCAAAGAAAUUGGAAUAUCAGCUACCUUCAAAGGGUUUUAUUUAGGUCCUCGAAAGGAAGCAAUUUCCAUCGUAAAUCAAGUUUUCCCAGAACUGAGUAUUUUGGCAGAAGAAUACGAGGAAAUGAAUUGGAUAGAGUCAAUUUUGUUCUUUGGAGGACUCAGUAAUGGAAGCUCUGUACUCGAUCUGAAGAAUCGUUAUUGGCAGGACAAAAAGUUCUUCAAGGCGAAGUCGGACUAUGUAAAGAGUCCAAUAUCUUUCAGAGGAAUAAUUGUUGCCUUAGAGAUACUUGAGAAGGAGCUUAAGGGGUAUGUAAUAUUGGAUCCUUAUGGAGGAUUCAUGCACAGAAUUAGCAGCGACGCCAUUGCUUUCCCUCACAGAGAAGGCAACCUAUUCACAAUUCAGUACCUGGUGGAGUGGCACGAGGAAGAUAAUAACAGGAGCAAUGAGUACAUAGAUUGGAUAAGAGGAUUUCAUUAUUCCAUGACACCCUUUGUUUCAAAGGGUCCACGGGUCACAUACAUCAAUUAUAUGGAUUUGGAUCUUGGAGUGAUGCAGUUAAUAAAUACUAGUAUUCUAUCUGAGGAUGCAGUGGAGAUUGCCAGGGCUUGGGGUGAGAAAUACUUCUUGAACAACUAUGAUAGGUUGGUUCGAGUGAAGACGAUGAUUGAUCCUAACAAUAUUUUUCGCAAUCAGCAAGGCAUUCCCCCAAUGUCCUCGGUGGGUCUUAAAGCUAGGAGCUAAACAAUCUAGUCGUGUAAAAAAAAAAGGGAGGGUUCCCAUCUACAACCUUUUAGCUUGAGAAACCACCUGGAGGGUUGAAUCUUUGGAUGCAUUAGAAACAUGUUUAUUGUGAGUGGUUGGUUUAUACUCUAUAUGUGCUGUUAAGAUAACUUAGUCCCAUCUGAUGUUUUUCAUA